Messenger RNA from Lucilia cuprina (Australian sheep blowfly), 1013 nucleotides. RefSeq lists its product as uncharacterized. NCBI's taxonomy places the organism in Eukaryota, Metazoa, Arthropoda, Insecta, Diptera, Calliphoridae. The record is from RefSeq and is a predicted model, not a curated record. The transcript is spliced from 2 exons. The coding region runs from base 80 to 892 and encodes 270 amino acids.
UAAAGAAUUUUUGGGAAUUUAACAGUUUACAUUAAGAACUUUCACUUAAAGAUUUCUUAAGAAGAGUUUUUAAGAAAAAAUGUUAAAUUUUAAAGUUGUUUUUUUAUUGAUGGCUCUAACAGCUCCUGGUAUGUUUGCCUUAAGCUGUAGGGACCUAGAGGAUGCCGAAGCUAAUGGUGAAAUACCGGCUGUAAUGCCAGACGAGGCUCAAGUAAAAAUCAACUGGGGUCCAGUUUGGGAUGAUAUUGAGGGUAAUAAUGAAUUUGUUGUAAGAAAUUUAGAGGUUGAAAGUGAGGAAGACAAUCAAAACUGUGAGGCCCCCAAUGGCCUUGGACUUAAAAAUCUCUUCGUAGAGGUAGAAAAAUUAUUACCCCAACAAAAGAUUAAAACCAUAGUAAAAUCUUAUGCUGAAGAUCCCGAAGUGAAAGCUUUAAAAGCUUUCAUUCAGAGUCCUCAAACUCAGGAGAAACUUAAAAUCAUACAAAACUCUCAAGAAUAUCAGAUACUUAAAGACUAUAGCUGCCGCAUUCUACAUAUUGAUUUAGUCAAAUAUAAUAAAUUAGCCAGAACUCUUAUAAAUCCCUCACUAAAUCGUGCUGACUAUCGCAAAGGUAUUCGUGGUCUUAUUAACGAAGUCGAUGCUGUAUUACCACGUAAAGAGUUGCGUGAACUUUAUCAAAAUCUUUUGGCUUCAGAUGAGGAAUUAGCUAAGGCCGUGGCAAAUUUAAAAUCACCAAAAUUCCAUCAGUUGUUAUUGAAUGUUAAGAAUAAUGUUCCCGAGUAUAAGGAGUUGACUAAACAAUUGAGUGGUUUGGGUGUGCCAAUUGAGGAAAUGCGUGAACGUUUGGCCAAUGCCUUAGGAUGGGCUCCAGAAUUGGGAUUGUUUGUUUAGAGAACAGUUGGGAUAUUUGGAAUAUAUAUACGUUAAUGAUUAUGAUUAUUACUUAUUGAUUACUUGAUUUAAUUAAUUAUGGAUUUUAAAAUAAAGUUGCAAAAAAUACUUCAAAAAUAAA